GCGAUGUUUUAAUGCGACGGCUCGCCAUUUUAGUGCGUUUGAGUGUCGUUGUGUGGGUUGCUGCGUUCGUACUACGUCCAACAACCCGAAAAACAUUUUUCUUUUUGUCAACAUAAUAUUUCCGUAUUUUUGUUCAACCAAUCGUUGUCUCACGACAUCAAUAUAUCAUUUAUGUUUCUCUGAUUUAAUACGGAUUUAACUGGAAACACAGCCAUGAUCACCAGAAAAAGAGGAAGAAGCAGUCUCGCCUCUGACGUCACAUGUACAAGUGCCUUUCAAGAGAGUGAUGAUGUCUUGAAAACAGGUAAUACGAGUGAAGUAACCACAUCUCCAGAAAGUGACAGCAAUAAUUGGGGCCUGGAUGACUUGCUCGGCUCUAAUUUCAACUGGGACCUGGACGACAGUAUGCUUGAUUCCUUCAGCAACUUCGAAUCACAGACAUCGGCCAGCGAUGAGACCAAUCAAAGCAUGACAGCUGAUGCUCCUGCAUCCCACAAAAGAGGUGCAGUCCAGCGGGCAAAACUGCAAGAUGUCUCUGGUCGGAUCAUCAACAAGAAUGCCAUUGCAGCGAGGAUCAACCGUUUAAAGAAGAAAGAGUAUGUCAGUGGCUUGGAGCAGAGAGUUGGCUCCUUGACAUCGGAAAACCGCAUUCUCAAGCAGGAAAACGGGAACCUCAACAAGAGGGUGGAAGAACUGGAGAAUGAAACUAGGUACUUGAGAGCCGUGCUGGCCAAUGAGAGCAUGCUGGCGCAGCUGUUGUCUAGAUUGAGCGGUGUGAACGGCAUGAAAUUCUCUUCCUCGCUUUUCCAGGAAUCCAACGAGAAUGACCACGAUUACGCCAUUCCCUCGAAGAACGCGAAGGUAGAGGACAAAGGUACUGCGGGUGGCAUCUGCCUGCAUGUGGACAAAGACCACGUCUCGGUGGAACUCUGCACCAAGUGUGCGGAAAUGUCAAGCUUGUCACUUAAAAUGUAGGGUCAAGUAUUUUACCUUUUCAAGGUUUCCUGAGACUGAACUUUGCACGAGAUGUAAAUGAUCAUUGAGGGGACAUGACGACACUAGUUGUCAAAUGUAGAGUUAACUGUUUAAGUGUGUGCAGGGCUUGAAUAGCAUGUCUUUUGAACCUGCUUUCAAUACAAGUUACUGCUAAACUUGUUGACAGUUUUUUUCUAGGUGCUUGGUCCGCCAUGCUGGAUGAAUGCAUCACAGAACAUCCAUGACUGCCAGAAUCCAUGUGGAUUUUGCUGUGGGGAAAGCAGAAGAGUCGGGACCACCAGCUUGCAUCGUGGCCUGGUAAAUUUAAUAAGGUAGUACGUGAAACUAUGUAAGUUACAGCUUUUACUGUCCAUUUCCAUCACAUCCUGAGAUGCCAGAUAUUGUCAUGUUUAUUUAGCAUUUAAAGUGUUACAUAUAGUAAUACAAAUAAGUAAAAUAGUGCACUUAACAUCUGUUGCAUAAUGAAAGUCAUCCUGGUAUGGAAAAGCAAUUAGGAUUUUUUUUAAUUUAGUCAAGAUGACAAGAGAAACUGUAUGUUCAACAAUACCAUGUUCAAAGGUUUAUGUUGUGUGAGGAAUGAUAGACCACAUGUGAGAUGUAUUGAAAAUCUAAACACUGUGCAGGCACAUGGCUACAGCUGUUUUGGGAUAAAAUUUAAUAAAUUUUGAUUGAACACUCA
Triplophysa rosa is the source of this 1675-nucleotide messenger RNA. RefSeq names its product CREB/ATF bZIP transcription factor (gene crebzf). The record is from RefSeq and is a predicted model, not a curated record. NCBI's taxonomy places the organism in Eukaryota, Metazoa, Chordata, Actinopteri, Cypriniformes, Nemacheilidae. The transcript is spliced from 3 exons. The coding region runs from base 214 to 975 and encodes 253 amino acids. Gene Ontology annotation, molecular function: RNA polymerase II transcription regulatory region sequence-specific DNA binding; DNA-binding transcription factor activity, RNA polymerase II-specific. Gene Ontology annotation, cellular component: nucleus.